UUGUACAGUGACCCGACCCGACCGACCCGACAGGGGCCCGACAAAUCUUUCUUUGAUUAAUGGCGAAGUAGGACGUCGGCGAUGGUGAUUUGAAGCCGAAGGACCCGGGGAGGAGGAGGAUUAUUCGAAGUGCGAGCCGGAGAUGAAGAACAAGAAGCGGAGGAGAGAGCAGCCCCGACCCACGAUCCACCCGAGAAACAAGUACUCCGAGAACCCGCCCGAUUUCGCGCUCCUGGCCUCCCUCUACCCCUCCUUCAACCCCUUCGUCUUCUACGGCCGCGACGGCCGACCCAGGAUCGACUGGACCGACUUCAACGCCACCCGCGAGCUCACUCGGGUCUUGCUCCUCCACGACCACGGCCUCGAUUGGUGGAUUCCUGAUGGGCAACUUUGCCCUACGGUGCCCAACAGAUCUAAUUACAUCCACUGGAUUGAAGACCUUCUGUCAUCAGAAAUUAUUCCUAAGAUUAAUAGCAAUGUAGAUAAUAUUAGGGGAUUUGACAUAGGAACUGGAGCAAACUGCAUUUAUCCCCUUCUUGGUGCAUCUCUUUUGGGGUGGAGCUUCGUUGGGUCAGAUGUGACGGAUGCGGCAUUUGAGUGGGCAGAGCGAAAUGUUAAAACUAAUCCACAAGUUUCAGACCUAAUAGAAAUUAGAAAGGUCGACACCUGUAUUGAUGCUGUUCUUGGGGAAGAUUCUUCCAAGGAGGAUCUCCUAUUCUGUGGAAGCAAAAGCAUUUGUGGCAAUAGCAUAGGUAGAGAGUUGGCACCCAUAUCUUCUUCAACAUGUGAUGAUGCAGUUGAGGAAAAGAGUUAUUCAGGACCACCUAUCCUUUUUGGUGUGAUCAGGGAUGGUGAGACAUUUGACUUCUGCAUGUGCAAUCCUCCAUUUUUUGAGUCCAUGGAGGAAGCAAGUCUGAAUCCGAAAACUUCAUGUGGCGGGACUCCCCAAGAGAUGGUUUGUCCUGGUGGAGAGAAGGCUUUCAUCACUCGCAUUAUUGAGGAUAGUGUUAGACUGAAGCAUUCUUUUCGAUGGUUUACUUCAAUGGUCGGGAGGAAAUCAAACCUCAAGUCCCUAAUUGCCAAGCUACGAGAGGUUGGAGUCACCAUUGUGAAGACAACUGAGUUUGUGCAGGGACAAACAUGUCGAUGGGGAAUUGCUUGGUCUUUUAUACCUCCUGCCAGGAAGUUGAUUUCACCUUAUGUGGCUGAGAAAAGCAAUCUGUCUUUCAUGCUUGAGGGCCUUCAACGUCAGUUUGGUGCCACACAGGUCUUGCAGUCAGUCGAAUCCUUUUUCCAUGAAAAUGGCGCAUCCUGUAAAUUGAAUGUUCAUUCAUUUUCUGCUGAUAUUACUGCAUCAAAUGAACAUCUAAAAGGAAUUUUGAGGAAUGAGGUGGGGCUUCUCGAGGAACCUUUUGGUCGAGAUUGUGAGGAAAAGCCACCCAGUUCCUCAGACACUGUGCCAUGUCCUUCAGAUGACUUAAGUUUUCGUAUAACAGUAUUUCAGCAAAUUCCCGGCACCCUGUUAGUGAAAGGAUCAGUGCAGCGUAAAGAUGGCUCAAUUGCAGGAGUUUUUACAUCCAUCUUCCAGCGGUUAGAGGAAGUCCUGAAACAAAAGUUUUGUAGAGAGAAGGCUUCUGUCGCUAAUUUUUAGCAGAAUACAUGCCAUCAAACUAUUACCUACGUCCGAUGCAAGCUCGAAUGGAUAUUCUGCUAGAAGAAAUCCCAUGCUUAGUAUCUCCGGCAGGAAAACUCGCACUGAGGCCCUAACUGCCGCUCGUGAGCAUCCUGAUAACUUAGAACUUUUUGACUCCGUGCUUGGAGGAGGAAACUGAAUGCGCAUCACUGCAUUGAUCUUUUGAAGUUCCAUUGAUACUUGCUUUUCCAGAAUCUUGUUCUAUAUACAUUACCUGCAAUUUGCUAGUAAUUCCCAAUGAGUUCUGUUUCUACAAUUUGAUGAAAGUCGUUUGUAAUAGAUUUGAGUUUGGUAUGGCAUCCAUUAUUAAGCUUUA
Messenger RNA from Rhodamnia argentea, 2009 nucleotides. Its product is annotated as U6 small nuclear RNA (adenine-(43)-N(6))-methyltransferase. Gene Ontology annotation, molecular function: 23S rRNA (adenine(1618)-N(6))-methyltransferase activity. The record is from RefSeq and is a predicted model, not a curated record. Gene Ontology annotation, biological process: rRNA base methylation. The transcript has 8 exons. Bases 143 to 1651 code for a protein of 502 amino acids. Lineage: Eukaryota; Viridiplantae; Streptophyta; Magnoliopsida; Myrtales; Myrtaceae. Gene Ontology annotation, cellular component: nucleus.